UUUACGGCUGUCGUGCUUGACGUAUCAGCAAGCAUGGAGGCAGGAGAAUCAGAAAAGGAAGCCGCAGAGCAGGAGCCUCUGGAAGGGAGAGACCGGGAACCAGAGGCGGAGGAGGAGCAGGAGGAAUCCGAAGAGGCGGCUGGCGGCGCCAAGAAGCGGGUGGUGCCAGGCAUUGUGUACCUGGGCCACAUCCCGCCCCGCUUUCGGCCUCUGCACGUACGGAACCUUCUCAGCGCCUAUGGCGAGGUUGGGCGCGUCUUUUUCCAGCCAGAAGACGGUUUCGUGCGGCGCAAGAAGAAGGCAGCAGUAGUGUCGGCCACGGGAGGAAAAAAACGGGCCAAGUACAGCAAGGACUACACCGAGGGCUGGGUGGAGUUCCGGGACAAGCGGGUAGCCAAGCGUGUGGCCGCCAGUCUGCACAACACGCCCAUGGGCGCCCGCAGGCGCAGCCCCUUCCGUUACGACCUGUGGAACCUCAAGUACCUGCACCGAUUCACCUGGUCCCACCUAAGUGAGCAUCUUGCUUUUGAGCGACAGGUGCGCAGGCAGCGCCUGAGGGCUGAGGUUGCGCAGGCCAAGCGUGAGACUGACUUCUACCUUCGAAAUGUGGAGCGUGGGCAGCGCUUCCUUGCUGCUGAUGGGGACUCUACCCGCCCAAAUGGCUCCUGGGCCUUCGCUCAGCGUCCUACUGAGCAGGAGCUGAGGGCCCGGAAGGCAGCUCGGCCAGGGGGGCGUGAACGGGCUCGCCUGGCCAACGCCCAGGACCAGGCCCGCUCCAACCGAGGGCUCCUUGCCAAGAUCUUUGGGGCCCCACCACCCUCAGAGAGCGUGGAGUAGCCCUCACUGGUCAGGGACCCUUGAGACACAGGGAGGCUGCUGCCACCCCCGUGCCCAGCCCAGUGUUCUGUCUACGUGCUGAUGACCACCCCAGCACACAUUGUUGUGUUUCUCAGACCGGGAGUCUGGGGAGUGCCCAGACAUAAAAGUUUUGUGGGUGCUUGGCUGCUUAUCUCCUGCCCAUUGGCGCCCUCUAAAAGCCCUUCUUCCGGGCCUCAGGAGGAGGCUUACAUCGAGUUAGAGUGUAAUGGUUAGUCCAGGCAGCUGUUUACCAACCAUAGGGAUGGGCAGCAGCAACAUCCUGUUAUUUUACAGACUAACAGGGAUGGGGGUUCACGGGAUGGGACUGGCUUGGGAGCCACCUUUGAAAUGUAUUUAUAGAAAAGCAAAAAAUAUGCAUUUUGCACAUGCCUUUGUAGUUAUGGGGGAUAAGUUCCAACUUCCAUCUCCUUGUGUCCCAUUCACUCACCGUCACUGCGUCUCGUGGUCUGGUCUCAGAACCGCCCCAUUCAACCUGGACCCUUUUCUAUUUAUCUAAUAAAUUUCUUAGUCCAUUUUA
Rhinolophus ferrumequinum (greater horseshoe bat) is the source of this 1396-nucleotide messenger RNA. It is a transcript of the gene ABT1, whose product is annotated as activator of basal transcription 1. Gene Ontology annotation, molecular function: RNA binding. Bases 34 to 837 code for a protein of 267 amino acids. Gene Ontology annotation, cellular component: nucleolus. Lineage: Eukaryota; Metazoa; Chordata; Mammalia; Chiroptera; Rhinolophidae. The transcript is spliced from 3 exons. The record is from RefSeq and is a predicted model, not a curated record. Gene Ontology annotation, biological process: endonucleolytic cleavage in ITS1 to separate SSU-rRNA from 5.8S rRNA and LSU-rRNA from tricistronic rRNA transcript (SSU-rRNA, 5.8S rRNA, LSU-rRNA); endonucleolytic cleavage to generate mature 5'-end of SSU-rRNA from (SSU-rRNA, 5.8S rRNA, LSU-rRNA); endonucleolytic cleavage in 5'-ETS of tricistronic rRNA transcript (SSU-rRNA, 5.8S rRNA, LSU-rRNA).